GACCCGAUCCCGAUAUUUCGCGACGUCGAGGCCACCAAUCCUAAACAUGAGGGCGAUGCUUGCCAUCUGCCAUCGACUUGCGGAAGCCCUUCUCGCCUCAUUCAAGCUAAUGCGCUCCCGACGCCAUCACAAGGCGGAGGUCAAUGCGGCUGUGAUGGCCUCGUCAAGACGGGCGCUACACAUCGUGCCUAUGAAUAGGAACGCCAUGGUCUUGCUUGGCCAUGCGCUAGAUUCACACUAGAUCAGACAUGAACAUUGCUCGAAAAUCGCGGAUCCGAGCUGAAGAACUCCACGGCAAAGCGAAGGAAUAAUUAAGAUAAAGAAGGAAACUUCGCUCUUUCCAGGCUCUGUCGAUUUCAUAUCUGCGCCAUCAAUCCAUCAGUCCUGAACGAUUUGUCCCAGACAAGCCCAUCUUGCAUCUCUCCAACAACACCCAGCAGAUCCACAAACAAGACACCCACAAUGCUGUCCUCACAAUUCACCCUCGCGUCCCUGCUCGCUGCAAGCUCUCUCGUCGCCGCCUCAGCCCCGGAGGCCCUCCACCAGCUCGUAUCUCGCCAGAGCUCCAGCGGCAGCGCCAACACCUGCACAAGCGGUCUGACCAGCGGGUGUUUCAGCAGCAGCUCGACCGAAAGCGGCUGCCGCAGCGCCAUCUGCAGCGCGAGCUGCCUCGACUUCGUGCCGGGAUUAUCAACCUGCUGCAACGCCAACAGCGACAUCCAGACCUUCAGCGACUGCGCGUUGGACAUCAUCGGCGACGGCAGCAUCACCAGCCCGGGCGCAUCCACGGCGACGACGACCUCAUCUUCGCGCAGCAUCCGGACUAGUACCGCCGCUGCCACCACCUCCGCCACCUCGUCGCGAGCGGGUUUCACAAGCACAUACAACCAGUCUGAUUCUACGACUGCUCCGGGAACCACCAUUCUCGGCGGAGCCGGCACCACCACCGCUUCGACUGCUGGCCCGACCAACUCGGCGAAUACUUCCCCUGCAGGCACCGUCAUCGUCAGCGUGCAGACAAAUGCACAAGGUCAGCCCACGAACACCGUGACCAAGACUGGCGGUGUCGAGCGCAUCGUUCCCGGAGCGGGACAGUUGGGUGUUGCCGGGUCCAUGUUUGCUUGGGCUCUUUCGCUUUUGCUCCUGUAGAUGCCCACCCGAAAAGAAGGCACAUGCGCCUAUGAUAAUUAGUAAUUUUCGUCAAGUUUAGGACUUAUCACCAAGGAUCCAUUUUUGCCUCUCUUCCCCUCCAGCGGAGCACUCCUGGUGUUUCCCGCUCUUUCCUGACAUUAUGCGCAUUGAGGAGACAGGACAAUGAAUACCAGAAUAGAAAUACAGUGUCGUGAUGAAUGUUGUUGUCGUCUUUUCAACCUUCCCGUAUGGCGUUCGGUCGGACGUAG
Messenger RNA from Dissoconium aciculare CBS 342.82, 1400 nucleotides. RefSeq lists its product as uncharacterized. The record is from RefSeq and is a predicted model, not a curated record. NCBI's taxonomy places the organism in Eukaryota, Fungi, Ascomycota, Dothideomycetes, Mycosphaerellales, Dissoconiaceae. Bases 463 to 1149 code for a protein of 228 amino acids. The transcript has a single exon.